ACUGGAAUUGCAGUUACGUCACCGGUCGUCUCAUUCUUCUGCCGUAAGGCGAGCCCGCUGCCUGCCUGGUGAAGUGGUGGAAGACCGGAGUUGAGUGUUCCGCAAUGCCGCCCAAGAAAGCGCCGGCGCCGCAGGGCCCCAGUAAGAAGACCGAUCAGAAGAAAAAGGAGAAGAUCAUCGAGGACAAAACAUUUGGCCUUAAGAACAAAAAGGGGGCCAAGCAGCAAAAGUUCAUCAAAAAUGUUACUCAUCAAGUUAAAUUUGGACAACAGAAUCCUCGACUGGCUACACAAGUUGAUGGUGAAAAGAAAACUACAAAAGAUGCCAAAAAGAAGGAACUUUUAGAACUGAAUGAUCUUUUUAAACCGGUAGUAGCUGCACAAAAGGUCAGCAAAGGUGCUGAUCCAAAAUCUGUUGUGUGUGCAUUUUACAAGCAAGGUCAAUGCACCAAAGGCGAUAAGUGCAAAUUUUCUCAUGAUCUAUCUUUAGAAAGGAAAUGUGAAAAAAGAAGUGUUUACGUUGAUGGACGUGAUGACGAACUUGAAAAGGAUACAAUGGAAAACUGGGAUGAGAAAAAAUUGGAAGAAGUGGUGAACCAGAAACACGGUGAAUCUGAAAAGAAGAAACCCAAAACUGAAAUUGUCUGCAGGUUUUUUCUUGACGCAAUAGAAAACAACAAAUACGGGUGGUUCUGGGUGUGUCCUGGUGGAGGAGAUACCUGUAUUUAUCGCCACGCUCUUCCCCCUGGGUUUGUGCUAAGGAAGGAUAAAAAGAAGGAAGAAAAAGAAGAAGAAAUUUCAUUAGAGGAUUUAAUAGAAAAAGAGCGUGCAGCCCUUGGACCAAAUGUCACUAGAAUCACUUUAGAAUCUUUUCUUGCAUGGAAAAAAAGAAAACGACAAGAACGAAUCACAAAAGCGGAGGAAGAAAUGGAGAGGAAAAAGGCAGAUUUUAAAGCUGGAAAAUCUUCGGGGAUCAGUGGCCGUGAAGUAUUCGAGUUUCGACCUGAGCUUGUCGACGACGAUGAUGAGGAAGCAGACGACACAAGGUACACACUAGAAAGAGAUGACGACGAUGAUUAUGAUUCUGAUUCUACAGAUGAUGUUCAAGACAUUGAUCUGAACCAGUUUGUCCUUAAAGAUGUUGAUGAAACUGGUAUUACAGUUGCAAGUCUGGAACGCUUCAGCGGUUUUAUUACAUCAACAGAAAAGGAUGAUGUAAAAUUAAAUGAAGCAUCAGGUGGGGAAAUUGAAAAUGGAGAGAGAAGUGACGAUGAAGAGCAAUAUGAUGAAAAUGAUCAGGAAAAUGACUUUGCCGAUGCAGUCCCCGUUGAUGAAAAUCUUUUUACUGGAGAGGAUCUUGAUGAGCUUGAGGAAGAACUGAACAUACUUGAUUUAGAAGAAUAAAACCUUUACUUGGCAUCAACAAUGAUAGACUAUCCAGGCUGUCUAUUCAUUCUAGGAUUUUGUACUGGGAUGUAGCGGAUCUCUCCAGCUGCUUCUAAUGGGCAUGCCCCAUAAUUAUUUUUCUUUUUUUCCUUGUCUGAUUUUGAGAGCUUGCAACAUAAUUGGAUUACCUAGCAAGAUAAAUCAUAUUGUUCUAUCAUACAUUCUACAAUAAGAACCGGUUCAACCAAAGCUAGCACGUCAUUGCUUUGUUUUAAUGUUAAAAUUGCAAUACAAAAUUGUUCAGUUUUUCAGAAUUGACCAUUAACAUCAUUGCAGUUUUUACCCUUUUUUUGAUUGCAGUUGGAACCCACAAGAGUUAUUUGAAGAAAAACAAUUGGCACACUUUUCUGUUAAAUUUAUCUGCAGUUUUGUUAAAUGCAGGAUUAUAUCCUAAAACUAUUUUAAAUGUCUCUUGAAUAAUUUUGGCAUCAUAUUGUAAAUAAAAUUCUCCUGUCUUCAUCA
Messenger RNA from Pelobates fuscus (common spadefoot toad), 1907 nucleotides. It is a transcript of the gene ZC3H15, whose product is annotated as zinc finger CCCH-type containing 15. The coding region runs from base 105 to 1403 and encodes 432 amino acids. Gene Ontology annotation, molecular function: mRNA binding; metal ion binding. Gene Ontology annotation, cellular component: cytosol. Gene Ontology annotation, biological process: cytoplasmic translation. The record is from RefSeq and is a predicted model, not a curated record. The transcript is spliced from 10 exons. NCBI's taxonomy places the organism in Eukaryota, Metazoa, Chordata, Amphibia, Anura, Pelobatidae.